Molecule: messenger RNA, 1275 nt
Organism: Porites lobata
Lineage: Eukaryota; Metazoa; Cnidaria; Anthozoa; Scleractinia; Poritidae
Source: the annotation of a GenBank genome assembly
AGAGUAAACGAGGGCAAACUUGCUGUCCUGGAUGUAAGAAGUCAUUCAACAACCGUUGUAAGCCAGAGAAGUGUGACCAGUGCAAUUGUUACCUUGGAGGAGAUUUUGUCCCCUGUGAAAAAAAGCAAAAAUUAAAUGCUCCCAAGAGUGUGUUACUGUUUAGUAGAGAUGAUUGUUCUUUUAUUCUGUAAAAACACACUCCAAGGACUCUAGAUGCCUUGUGAUUGUUGACUUGUUUCGAAACGUAAAGCAGUGUUUGGCUCAGAAAUGCAAGGACGUCAGAGCUGCAUAUGUGAACAGCAGCAAUGCUGAAUUGUUUUUGUGUGAACACACAGCUCUGUGCGACAAGGCAGUACCCCCAAUAAAGGUAUACAGUUUAACGGAUGGAUUAAUCAAUAGUUACCCAUGUGAUCAAGCCACAAAGCUGCCCCUUAUCACUUGAAACUGUCAAACACUGGCCCUGCUGUUUUUCAGGUUUCUUCAGUGUCAUUUUGUGUGGGUGGUGUGGCAACAGCAUCAAAUUCUGUUGGAUUUUGCCACCCCAAAAACACAAAUUCCAAGUUUGUGUGUACCUCUUCAGAGUGUGCUCGCUUCGCAAACAAGACAAAAGCAGCCAAGCAUAAAAAAAUAUGCAUGCAUCUGCAUAUGUUGCCGUGUAUUUUUCAGUCCUCUGGUGAACCUGUAACUGCUUCUGGUUCACCAAAUGAAACGGUCACUUUCUCUAGUCCAUCUGCGGCUUCUUCUGGUUCUUCGAAUGAAACAGUCACCUUCUCUAGUCCAUCUGCGGCUUUUUCCAGUUCUUCAAAUGAAAUAGUCACCUUCUCCAGUCCAUCUGCGGCUUCUUCCAGUUCUUCAAAUGAAAUAGUCACCUUCUCCAGUCCAUCUGCGGCUUCUUCCAGUUCUUCAAAUGAAACAGCUUUUACCGCAACUUCUCAAGAUUCGGAGGUGGCUGGGCGACAGGCAACUCUGCAACUCAAGAUGCAGCUGUCAUUUCCUUAUGACAUUCCAAAGGGAAUUUUACAAAAUAUAUUGUGUCUGGAUGGCCAGACCGUUCUAUAUCGCCUUGGUUGGGAUGGCUGGCCUUCCGUUUACGAGCCAAAGGAAGAAAUUUGCGCUUUGUGUGGAGUGUCACUGUCAAGUGCACGUCCUCAUCCUGGCCAGAAAACAGGGGAUGGUGGUUAUCUUACCACCAAUGCAGUGGCUUUCCAAAAGAUAACAAUAUUGGUAAAGCACUGUCCUAAGUGUAAAGCAUUAGUACAGGUGUUUCCAUAUGAU